UGCUCAGGACUUUUCAUUUUACCAUCUUCGGGAAUGCACUCUUGUUCCGAUUGGGACUUUGGGACUGAGAUGCUUACGUUGUCUUGGCUUGGCUUGUGAUGCCAUGGGUAACAUCGUUGCCCUGCACGUUUAUCCAAAAUCCUUCGGCCUCUUUUACCUGACGAAUGUGGAGGCAAAUUGAGCAACUUUUCUUAGAGAGCUGAUUGGAUCUUGCGCUUGACAUGCUGUAAAGGCGGCAGAGGAGCACUCGUACGAAAGAGGCAGCACGGAGAGAGAGGCCGGGGGUGAAUUGCAGGGGAUGAUAUAAAGCCAUGCGACCGGCGCUCGGAGUGUCGCAGUUCCCCCUGGACGUCUCGCAGUAUCCAUCCUCGAGCUCUGUCUCUGUCGUACAUUUGACACAACACAGCAUCACGCAAAAGAUAACAAGCAUCCGCUCAUCGCCAUGAAGUUCUCACGCUCCAGCUUGUCAAUGCUCCUGGCGUGGACAUGCUCUCACGUCAACCUAGCAACAGCUCAGUGCGGGAACAGUACCAGCCCCCCGGUCAACUACGGCAUGGUGCUCUUCCCCAGUUUCCAAGCCCUCGACGUUUUCGGGCCCCUCGACAUCCUCAACAUGUUGUCCCUCUCGCAUCCCAUGAACCUGUACCUCAUCGCCGCCACCCUUGACCCCGUCAGCACGGCUGCGAUGUCCGCCAGCAUGAACCCCCUGAACUCGAACUUCUCCGAGUCCAUCGUCCCAACCCACACCUUCGCCGACCCCCCGCCUGACCUCGACGUUCUUAUCGUCCCGGGCGGCCUCGGCACGCGCGCCCCGGCGCCACGGCUGGACGAGCUGAUCGGCUUCAUCCGCGACGUGUACCCGAGCCUCGAGUACCUCAUCUCCGUCUGCACGGGGGCUGGCCUGGUCGCUCGCGCGGGGGUUCUCGAUGGCCGAAAUGCGACCACGAACAAGCGCGCCUGGGCGCAGACAGUCGCCCAUGGCCCUGCCACCAACUGGAUCGGUCGUGCCCGGUGGGUCGUUGACGAGAAUGUCUGGACCUCGAGCGGUGUCAGUGCCGGGAUGGACGCCACCCUCGCUUGGGUCGCGGCCGUUUUCGGCGAAGAGCAGGCCGACAGCCUCGCUCUUGGUAUGGAGUAUGAGCGGGUUAGCGAUCCUUCCAACGAUCCUUUUGCGGACUACUGGGGCGUGGAGGAUGUUCCACCCGUGCGUGUCCCGCUUGAGUGAGUCUGGUACACGUGACAAAAGGAAGUAGUUUUGUGCAGGGCUCUUGAUAGUCUGGGAUAGACGUUCCUGGGCGGCCGCAUGGGAGCAUUGUAACUUUAUGUCGCAGAGGUUGUUCGGGAGGACUCGGGUAUGUUAGCAUCUCGAAUACGAUGACAGGUUAGGUUCUUGGUUUGUUAGCGUUCAACACGAGAAACGAAAUCAACCACAACGAAAGGUAAGAAAGGGCCCAGGCAUAUGUCAUGAGCUGGUAAGCCUAGGAGAAACCAGGAGAAACAAUACUCCUGCUUCGCCCUUUAUGUUCGCGUAUAUAUGGCCAUCUCUUCUAAUACAUAAAAAAAAAUCAAUCCGAGGUGCUUUCUCAGUGCUGUAAGACAACGGGCUUCCCCUUCUCCCAUUCAUCCAGGCUAUCCUUGAUGUUCACCCAGUACCGCA
Sodiomyces alkalinus F11 is the source of this 1657-nucleotide messenger RNA. Its product is annotated as DJ-1/PfpI family protein. The record is from RefSeq and is a predicted model, not a curated record. NCBI's taxonomy places the organism in Eukaryota, Fungi, Ascomycota, Sordariomycetes, Glomerellales, Plectosphaerellaceae. Bases 443 to 1225 code for a protein of 260 amino acids. The transcript has a single exon.